AUGAGUACUGUCAAUUCCAUCAUUUCAUCUGCAACGCUGGACGUUGAUAAAAUCAGGGCAAUUAAAGAUCUCGUAUCAAAUGAUCAUCAAUUAAUUAGAACCAUACCUGAUGAUUUUAAUACCAAUGAACGAUCUAAAUCAUUUCUGAUGCUAUUGAUUCUUCUUAAAAUUGAACUAUUACUUAUUUCCGACGAAUUUGAUCCAUCAAUUAUUGCCACAUAUUUGAAACAAGUACAAUCAUUAUUACCUAAGAAUUCUACCAAUACUACUUCUAAUCUGGACUUAACUUAUCUUAAGCUCAAGUAUGAUGAUUUAUAUACAGAUUUCCAGCUCUUAUACCCACCAAAGUAUAUGGAUUUGGUCAAUAAGAAGCUAAUUUUAUUAAAUAAUAUGCACAACAAUCAACAAAACAUCCUUGAAUGGACUCCAGAACUCCUACAACUAGUGGUCGAUAUAUACCACAAGACUACAGAAUGUCUCUUACUUACCGGGAAUGAAUUUCUCAAGAAUAACAUUCUUCAACAUUUACAAAAAAUCUUGAAUGAAAAUGAUCCAAUUUCACAUGAAUUCAAUAAAUCAAUCAGUCCAACUACUUCAUUUUUCUUCGACCGGAACAUCCGUAAACAAUGUGUACUGUGGCAACAAUUCGAAGAGUUUCUUCGUCAUGCCCAUACUCCCUGGAUACGGAAAUUGGCCUUGAAACAACCUCUUCCUCAUACACUUCUUUGUAACCAAUUGGAGAACAAUAUUUCCUUGUUAUCGAAAUAUUAUUUAAACAUAUCACUUUCAAAGAUAAAAUCUCUAUUUGAAGUGCCUGAUUCCAUUGAUAUUGAAGAUUUGGUUGCAACAAUGGUGAUUAAAGAUAAAUUACCGCCACAUUCCCAAAUUGACCAAAUAAAAUCAGUACUUUAUUUCGGUGGAGAUACCGAAGUAUACAAUCCUGAGAAUCAGCAUGUGAAGGAUAUUUGUUUAUUGGUUGAUGAAAUCGUCACUUUAAUUGGGGAGUAG
Molecule: messenger RNA, 1008 nt
Organism: [Candida] anglica
Lineage: Eukaryota; Fungi; Ascomycota; Pichiomycetes; Serinales; Debaryomycetaceae
Source: the annotation of a GenBank genome assembly